AUGUCCUCUGAACUCGUCCUCGUCAGCGGAGCAUCCGGCUUCGUCGGAACCGCCGUCACCCUCGCGUUCCUCGAAAAGGGUUUCCGCGUCCGCGGGACCGUCCGCUCGCAGGACAAGGCGGACAAGUGGGAGGCGAAGCACCCGCAGUACAAGGGGAAGAUCGAGUGGGCUAUUGUGAAGGAUAUCGCGGAGAAGGGCGCGUUUGAUGAGGCGAUCAAGGGUGUGACGCUUGUUGCGCACACAGCCUCUCCCUUCCACUACGAUGUCAAGGACAACGAGCGCGAUAUGCUCAUUCCCGCGCUCGAGGGUACCCGGCAGAUCUUGCGCGCGGCGCAGAAGGAGCCGUCCGUCAAGCGCGUCGUCCUGACGUCCUCCUUCGCCUCCGUCCUUGACUUCGACAAGCUCGGCCCCGAGACGACCUUUACCGAGAAGGACUGGAACCCUGCGACAUAUGACUCGGCGAAGAAGGCUGACCAGCCGCCUUACAUCUACUGCGCUUCGAAGAAGAUUGCUGAGGAGGAGGCAUGGAAGAUCGCGAAGGAGCCGGAGACGAAAUGGGACCUUUGCACGGUCUGCCCGCCCAUGGUCCUCGGUCCCAUCUCUCAGCCCGUCGGUUCCCUCGACGCAAUCAACACCAGCGCCGGCGCCGUCUGGGCCGUCGUCGACGCGAAGGAGGUCCCCGAGACGACGUUCCCCGUUUGGGUCGACGUCCGCGACAUCGCCGACAUCCACGUCAAGGGCGUGACGGAGGACAUCGCCAAGGGCAAGCGCUACCUCUGCAUUGCCGGACACUACGACAACACCCAAAUCGCUUCGAUCGCUCGCAAGGCCUUCCCUGACCAAGCGUCCCGCAUCCCCGACGCAAAGCCAUCCGACGGCUCGCCGCACUUCAAGACCGACUCGUCGCUCGUUGAGAAAGAGCUUGGCAUCAAGUGGAUUGGGUUCGAGCAGUGCAUCAAGGAUACGCUUAGCAGUAUCUUUGAGGUCGAGAAGGAGCUCAAGGGGUCGAAGUAG
Messenger RNA from Rhodotorula toruloides NP11, 1014 nucleotides. Its product is annotated as 3-beta hydroxysteroid dehydrogenase/isomerase. Gene Ontology annotation, molecular function: 3-beta-hydroxy-Delta5-steroid dehydrogenase (NAD+) activity. Bases 1 to 1014 code for a protein of 337 amino acids. The transcript is spliced from 8 exons. The record is from RefSeq and is a predicted model, not a curated record. Lineage: Eukaryota; Fungi; Basidiomycota; Microbotryomycetes; Sporidiobolales; Sporidiobolaceae. Gene Ontology annotation, biological process: steroid biosynthetic process.